AUGGCCGCAACAAAUAAGCCUCCUGCGAGCGAGAGCGAGCAGCGACCUGACAUAGGGAGGCUCCUUCUUGUGCCUGACUGUCUCUUCGCAGGCAACACGCCCGGUUCCAUUAAGGACUACCAGGUUAUUAUGCUAAAAAGGUCGGUGUUCGACCGCAACUACGUCCCACAGCUGUACCUCGCCACGGCUGUAGCAUCACAAGCGCUACAAGAGAAGCACCAUCCGGAACACGGUCCCGAGUGGCCCAGAAACGACAACAGCAGCAACAGUCCUGUUACGUAUGUACAGUCCACGCAUGCACACUCUGUGCUGGGUGAAAUGCAGAGCGCCGCCAUGCCGUCGGGCUACCUGUACAACUAG
Grosmannia clavigera kw1407 is the source of this 360-nucleotide messenger RNA. RefSeq lists its product as uncharacterized. The coding region runs from base 1 to 360 and encodes 119 amino acids. The record is from RefSeq and is a predicted model, not a curated record. The transcript has 3 exons. Lineage: Eukaryota; Fungi; Ascomycota; Sordariomycetes; Ophiostomatales; Ophiostomataceae.